AUGACAUCGUUAAUUCUCCUCGACCUCCCACCAUCUUCUUUCUGUGCAAUCGACCUAGCUUCAUUCACAACUGCCCCUCGUUUCCGCGGCAUAAAGAACAUCCCUCCCGGAAUCCAUUUCUGCUACUUCUCUCCAACCUCAGAUCCUAUCGACCCAUCCAGCACUGAAUCACGAAUCACAGACCUCGACAAUCCAACAUUAAACUCGUCAUCCCUCCAUUUCCGUACCGGCUUCUUCUUCACCGCUUCGCCAUCUGUACCUUAUAUUAUCAAAAAAUGGUGUUCAAAAACCGAAGCUCUCCUUUCAGAACCAGACAUCCCAUCUAUCGAAAUUGAGAACAUAAAGAAGAAUCUUCAAGAGAUAUAUCGCGGACACCUAAGUCCCUAUGAAAAGCUUCAAGUGCCUGAGGAGAAACUAUUUGUAUGGAACUCCCUGGUUUCGACAACUUUAUCCAAAUCGCAAGCGACUUUAACCCGAAUACUCGGCCCAGGUUGGGGUUGUGAAUCUACACGAGAGACAAAAUGGGAGAAAGAGGAACUAGACGAAGCCAUACGGUCGAAAACUGAGAUCACAGGGUCAAGAAAGAUGUUUGGGCCAGAAAAGCCGUCGGAUACCGAAAGCGACCCUUCAAAGGAAAGGGAAUCUCUGGAUUACACUCAAAUAAAUCUCAAGCGCACAUGGCCGUUGGAUGCCGUUGGAAGAGAGCGCACGGUUUGGGCGAGAGAUAGAAGUUGGGUUCUCACAGACAUAUUUCGAAAAUUAUCUCCAAAAUAUGGGGAACGGCAAUCGGAAGGUAGCCUUGCGACAGCGGAUUCGACAGCUAAGUCACUGUCGGGGAACCUUCCGUCCUCAGGAGAUACAGAAGACGGGCAAGCAGCGAUGUUAGCUGAGCUAUCAAUCUCGUUUGUUCUAACGGUGUUGCUCGCGAACUACUCAUCUGCAGUGCAGUUCAAGCAUAUACUUGAGAUCUCACUAACAGCAGGAGAAGCGAUAAAAUCACACACAAAAUUCUUUGUCAAGUUAGUAGGGUUGAUCGAAGACAUGCUAAAGGCAGCUAGAUUGGUGGUUGGGGAGAAGGCAGAGAGUGAUGACGAAGAUGACGAGGAAGCGGUGGGAAUACCGGUAGAAGAUACUGUUUUAGAAGAAUUUGUGAGUGGAGGAGAUGCAUGGUUGAUCAAAUUGCUCAGAGGAUUCAAUCGAGAGCUCAAGGACAUCGAUGAGGUUAAGGACAAGAAAGAAUUAGACAAGCUCAAGGAAGGGUUUGAGAAACUAGAAAGGUUCUGUAGAAGAGUGGGAUGGUAUCUCGACGAUCAAUAUGUUAGAAAAGGAAUGGUAGAUUUACCUCCUGAGGAGGGUGGCGGAAGGAUCGAAGUGGAGCUCGAGGAUAUGGAAGGGGAAGAUGAAAGGGGAGAGUUUGCGCCAGUGAUCGUGGAGCUAUAG
Orbilia oligospora ATCC 24927 is the source of this 1440-nucleotide messenger RNA. RefSeq lists its product as uncharacterized. Gene Ontology annotation, biological process: spliceosomal tri-snRNP complex assembly. The coding region runs from base 1 to 1440 and encodes 479 amino acids. The record is from RefSeq and is a predicted model, not a curated record. The transcript has a single exon. NCBI's taxonomy places the organism in Eukaryota, Fungi, Ascomycota, Orbiliomycetes, Orbiliales, Orbiliaceae.